This is a messenger RNA of Helianthus annuus (common sunflower), 831 nucleotides long. Its product is annotated as putative gamma-glutamylcyclotransferase At3g02910. Gene Ontology annotation, molecular function: gamma-glutamylaminecyclotransferase activity. The record is from RefSeq and is a predicted model, not a curated record. The transcript has a single exon. NCBI's taxonomy places the organism in Eukaryota, Viridiplantae, Streptophyta, Magnoliopsida, Asterales, Asteraceae. Bases 179 to 697 code for a protein of 172 amino acids.
UUUUAAUGUCAAUUCAGUUUCGUUGUUUUUUUAGUUUUUAGCUUUUUUUUUUUUGUUUUUUUUUUUUGCAAAAUUAUAGAUCUAAAACUACAAUUAUUGGGGGUAAACAACAAGAUAACGGUUCAAGUAACCAUAGCCACGAAACAUACAUUCUUCUUCACUUUCGGCAACACUUACGAUGUCACAGCAAACCUUAAUCUUCUGUUACGGCACUCUCAAACGAGGUUUCGCUAAUCACACAUUAAUAGAGGACUUAAUCUCCCACAACGACGCCGUUUUCAUCGGAUCAUACGUCACCGAUCUCCACCUCCCCCUCGUCCAAGGCCCUUACGGUGUCCCUUUCCUUCUCAACCUCCCGGGGUCCAGUCCUCACCGGGUCCAAGGCGAGCUCUAUUCGGUUUCCACUUCAGGUCUCCAGAGACUCGAUGAGUUAGAAGGUAUUACCCUCGGCCAUUACGAAAGGCUUCCGAUCACCUUGAGGUCGGCAGAUAGUGGAUUGAUUGAGGCGGAAGCUUAUUACGCUCACCGGAGUUUCGCCGAGGAGAUGUGGAGGAAGUGUGGAGAGGAAGGGUAUGAUGCUUAUACUCAGGAGUUAGGGAAAGGUUAUGUGAGGAGGGAUUUGAGGCCAAACAAUGCGAGUCUUCGCGAUGCGAUCGGCUUGUUUUGUUCUGAAGACCCUACCGAUAGCUUGCUAUAAGUGAGAUUUUAUCGUGUUUGUUUGUUUGAAUUCCUAUUGCGUAUGCAUUAUGUAUAUGUUAUCUAUCCCUUUAAUAAAAAAUGUUAGGAAUUAUAAUUAUGAUGUGAUAUACAAAUUUGGGUCAUUGACAGAUC